CUACGGCGGCAGCCUUCCGGUGGCGGGGGCGCCGAGGAGCCUCGAGCCUUCCACCCCCCGGCGCUGUCGCCGCGGCUACUGCACCCGGCCGCCCACGCUACCACACGCAGCAGCCAGGGAGCCAUGGUGAUGGACCUCCAUGAACAGUUGCAACAGGGUACCGUCCCCGUCUCGUACACGGUGACCCGGUCCCCGCCCCACGGCUUAGCCCCGCCCCUGUGCACGGGGCAGCACCUCCCCCAGGCCUGCUCCUCCCAGCCACAGGUGCCCCCCUGCAGCGUGGUGUUCAGCACCCGGACAGCACCUGUGUGUCUCUCUCUCUCUCAGAUGUUGCAGGCCUGCUCAGUGCAGCACCUGCCGGUCCCUAUGCCUUCCCUCCCUCCUCUCAGCGACCCCCCCUUCCUGCUCCACCCCCCCCACCUCUCGCACCACCCGUCCCACCAUCUACCCCCGCCGGGGCACUUCCUGCCCUUCCAGACACAACAGCCCCGAUCCCCUUUACAGAGAAUCGAGAACGAGGUGGAGCUUCUGGGGGAGCACCUGUCGGUGGGGGGCAGGCUCGGCUAG
Molecule: messenger RNA, 567 nt
Organism: Hypomesus transpacificus
Lineage: Eukaryota; Metazoa; Chordata; Actinopteri; Osmeriformes; Osmeridae
Product: E3 ubiquitin-protein ligase RNF38-like
Source: RefSeq, a predicted model, not a curated record